This is a messenger RNA of Lethenteron reissneri (Far Eastern brook lamprey), 5755 nucleotides long. Its product is annotated as ras-related GTP-binding protein C-like. Lineage: Eukaryota; Metazoa; Chordata; Hyperoartia; Petromyzontiformes; Petromyzontidae. Gene Ontology annotation, molecular function: GTP binding; GTPase activity. Gene Ontology annotation, cellular component: Gtr1-Gtr2 GTPase complex; lysosome; nucleus. The record is from RefSeq and is a predicted model, not a curated record. Gene Ontology annotation, biological process: negative regulation of autophagy; positive regulation of TORC1 signaling; cellular response to starvation.
GCAGUAGCAGCAGUCGUCGGAGAGGGCAGCAGCAGCAGCAGGGAGAGGCCAUCAGUGAGAGGGCAGCAACAGCAGCAGGGAGAGGCCAUCAGUGAGAGGGCAGCAACAGCAGCAGGGAGAGGCCAUCAGUGAGAGGGCAGCAGCAGCAGGGAGAGGCCAUCAGUGAGAGGGCAGCAACAGCAGCAGCAGCAGGAGGAGAGGAGCAGCAGGAGCCGCGCGUCGCUCCUGGGCCACCGCCACCACCGCCGCGAGUUCGCGCCGAUUAUAGAGCAGCGAUCGCGACGGCGGCGUCGUCCACCGGCCCCGAGCCAUGUCCAUCCAGUACGCCGAGGAGGAGCCCCUGGGGGGCAGCUUCAACGUGGUCUCCUCCUUCCCCAAGGACUUCGGGUACGGCCCCGAGGAGAGCGGAGGAUGCGCGGACGAGGACGAGGGCGCGGGCCGCGGCGGAGGCGGCGGCGGCGGCGGCGACGACGACGACGAUGACGGCGGCGGCGACUCGAAGCCUCGAAUCUUGCUGAUGGGGCUCCGGCGCUCGGGGAAGUCGUCCAUCCAGAAGGUGGUCUUCCACAAGAUGUCGCCCAACGAGACGCUCUUCCUCGAGUCCACCAACAAGAUCUACAAGGACGACAUCUCCAACAGCUCGUUCGUCAACUUCCAGAUCUGGGACUUCCCGGGGCAGAUCGAUUUCUUCGACCCGACGCCUUUUGACUCCGAGAUGAUCUUCAGCGGCACCGGGGCGCUCAUCUUUGUCAUCGACGCGCAGGACGACUACAUGGAGGCCCUGCAGCGCCUGCACCUGACGGUGACCCGCGCUUACAAGGUGAACCCCGACAUCCGCUUCGAGGUCUUCAUCCACAAGGUGGACGGCCUCUCGGACGACCACAAGAUCGAGACGCAGCGCGACAUCCACCAGCGUGCCAACGACGACCUGGUCGACAUUGGCCUCGAGCAGCUCCACCUCAGCUUCUACCUGACAAGUAUUUAUGACCACUCCAUCUUCGAGGCAUUCAGCAAAGUUGUGCAGAAGCUCAUCCCUCAGCUGCCGACCCUGGAGAACCUCCUCAACAUCUUCAUCUCGAACUCGGGGAUCGAGAAGGCGUUCCUGUUCGACGUGGUCAGCAAGAUCUACAUCGCGACGGACAGUUCGCCGGUCGACAUGCAGUCCUACGAGUUGUGCUGCGACAUGAUCGACGUCGUCAUCGACGUCUCCUGUAUCUACGGGCUAAAGGAGGACGGUGGCGGUGGCGGCGGCGCCUACGACAAGGACUCGAUGGCGAUCAUCAAGCUCAACAACACCACGGUGCUUUACCUGAAGGAGGUCACCAAGUUCCUCACGCUCGUGUGCAUCCUUCGCGAGGACAGCUUCGAGAGGAAAGGUCUCAUCGACUACAACUUCCACUGCUUCCGCAAGGCAAUCCAGGAGGUGUUCGAGGUGCGGCUCAACUCGCACCGGACAAACGCGCACGGCACGCCUGAACUGUCCGACGGGAAAUCCUUUUCGCACAACGGCAUCGUGGCGUGACCCCCUGACCUGGGCGGAGAUUUCCCGUGACGCGCCACUCGCCCGGCCAGCGCCCUCGGGGUCCAGACCUUCCCUCCUCCUUUCUACGCCGCCGCCGCUGUCAUCACCGCCCCGUGGCGACGAAUCAUCGGGAGGAACGGCUGUAGCGUCUGCAACUUGCGCUGUGUAGAAACACCGUCACCGUUUUUCUUUGUUUUGUAUCGAAGUUGCGUGUGGGUCCAUUUUUGACUCCACGCUUCUUUUCUGUACCACCACCUGCGCUUGGAAAGGUGGGAGGGGGGGAGGUGGGGAGGGGCGGAGAUGGGGGGGCGGGGCGAAUGAAACAGGAAUAAGUUAAGGCAAAAAUAGUGUAACUAAAAGAAAAGAAAUCCGUAAGUAUUUUGAUUGUAAAAAGCGCACGCGACUCUUCACUAUUUUUCUGUGCUGCAUAACAACACAACUCACUGCUGUCGUUGAGAGUAAAAGCUGUAAAUUAUUAAGUUUCUUUUUUUCCCCGUUUACAUAUAUACGCGUGUGUAAUUUAGUUUUCUUCUUCCCUGCAACUCGGGGGUGUGAGGCUUGGCGGGUUUGCCGAUGCCCCUGCUUGUUCAGCGUCCGCGAUCCAACGCCGUGGGCCCCCACACGCAGAGGUGCGCGUGGUGCCUCGAUCGUUCCCCUGCAGCCCGUGUCACACCGCAAGACACGGAGCGGUCAGCCCAAUGCCCCCACGCGGCCAUACCUCGAGCAUGGACGUAAUGGUGCGGGCCUCUCUGCCGGAGGGCUCCACUCGAGUGCUCCUCCGGAGAGGUGUUUUGGUCUACUCUUCCUCGCUCCCCAGCAGGGAAGUGGUGGGGGGGGGGGGCAAUCUUUUGUGCGUUUUUUCUCGUGGCUCUGUGCCCAAUGAGGAACGUGUGACCGUUGAGCGGUCGGGGUCAGGGCGGGGUCGGGUCGGAUGUGGCAGAGGCUAAAAAAGCUGGGACCCCCGCUUUAAGCUGCUGACGCAAGCAUGGAGGGGUGAUGCAAUCCGCGUGCUACAAGCAGAGCUUGGCGAGCAACAGUUGCAGCGUUGACGCAUAAUCGAUCGCCUUUUAAAAAUAAAUGUAAUUUGAAGCAGUAAGGACGGCGCGCAUGUUCGCCGCUUUGCUGACACGGGCGACCAAUUGCGGAAUGGCGCAUGUGGACUUUUCGAAGGUAAAUUGAUGAAAAAGAAUAAGAAUAGCAUUGAAUGUUUUUUUUAAGGUACAGUUUUUUGUCAGUGUUAGCUACUCUUGAUGUGCAAGGUUACCUGUUUUAACAUUGAAUCGGGGCGUGUUGUGACACCACGCGUUUGGAUGCAAUCGGAGCGACUUUUUCACCGUUGCCGGGGAAAAAAAGCGCUGCCCCUCCCCCCCCUUGUUUCUCUGCUGUGCCAUCGAAUGCAUCGUUUCCACCGGACAACCGUGCUGCGCCGAGCCAGCCCGGCACGGGUCGCCAGGCGCCACGCUAGUUUUUCCACUGCAGGAGCCUUUUCCUUCACCGCUGACGUCAUCCGUAAUGAAUGCAUCGAGUUGCGCGUUACGACAAUAACGAGAUUAGCCCUGUCUCUGUGGCACUCUUUUUCCCCGAGCCAGAUUCGGGUGUCUUGCGAGACACCCGGCGGUUUUAUGGUUGAGGCACUGCCCUGGCUGCGCGAAUAGCCAGCGGACAAGCAUCCCGCAACUGUUGAGGAGUGCUUCCCUCGCCGGCAACGGCUUCAACUUGCGAGUGGAAAGAGCGAGUGUGACAAUACCCAUGCCCAGUCGCAACGUCGUGGUCGUCGUCUCUCCGAGGCAGAAGGGUCGUGGGUGAGGCUUACGGCACCGGCUGCCAGCCACGGUGGGGCAGGAUGGUGUGGGGGGGGUGGGGACGACCGUCCCUUUUGCGAGUGAACGGUGGAAAGUGGUGGAGGGAGUCGUAGACCAUCGUAAGCGGCCAGCAUGUCUGAAGGUUUUUUGCGUGCGCCUGUGUUUGGGUGUCCAAGGAAGCGGACUUUGCAUUGGCGAUUGUUUUUCUGCGCGCGAGGCCUGCAAGGCUGCCACGUUCUCGGGUGCUCGCGUCGAGGUAACUUGAGAACGGCGAGGCAAAGCAAAAAAACGCGUGUCGAUGAUUUUGGUUGUGUGUGCACACCGCUUUAAUUGAAGAAAGACAACCGAAAAAAAUGACACCUAGUCCUUUGUAGAUACAUACCCAGUCGGGUGAUGUUUCCCAAUUUCUGAUUAGUACAAAACUUUAAUUGUGAUUUACAUACAAAGAUUUGAAUUCGACGUUUUACGAUUGGUCCGUAAAUGUGGCGUCACAACAAUUUGUCACCGACUGUGGGCCGUUGCGUGCCGUGUUCCGCGCGGCGUUGCAUGACGUCGUUUUAAAAGGAAUCUUGAAUCUCAUCCCCAAUACAGCGGUGGCUAUGAGUCUCGGGCUGUCUUGACGCAAGUUGUCUAAAUUUUAUUAAACGAACAUCGGCAAAAAAAUCAUUCAAAAUCAGCAGCAGCCCAGCCACGUGACUGCGGUGAUGACACGUCGACAAACGUGCACGAUGCCGCAUUGACGAACCUAGAGAGCCAACCUGACCGUGAUGUCAAGUGACGUUUUCUCUCCAACUGACGCAGCUCCCGUUGGAUGGCACCAGACGCACAGUCCCCUUGCUUUUUUUGUUUGACAGGGCAGUGUUUUUGUGAUUUAAAAUAUUCAUAAACCACAUGCGGUUUUUAUUUUAGUCGACGGACAUGAAGAUUCUCAAGAAUGACGAUGAUGGCGACUCUCCACCAGGGACCACGACUCUCUCCGACUCUCUACCAGAGUCCACGACUCUCUACCAGAGUCCACGACUCUCUACCAGAGACCACGACUCUCUAUCAGAGACCACGACCUCUCUACCAGUGACCACGACUCUCCACCAGAGACGGGGACUCUCCAGCAGUGAGCGAAGCGUGACUUGCUGGUGAUAAACUGAACGAGUCUGAAGGCUCAGACUUUUUUAAUUUGGUCGAUGUAUUAGAGAGUCUGGUGGACUGAGGAAGACCAACAAUAGCAUUUGGCUUCCUGUAUAUAAAAAGGUUUACGGAGUUCACCGAUUGGUUGACCUGACAAAAUUGGAGGGGGGGUCUGUUGAAUUUAUAUUCCUCUCAAAGCAGCGUUUAUUAGCUCGGACUUAAACAUUGAAUAACUGAACGUGGACCCUAUUCGACGGGACGAAGAGAAUGACUGGAUGACACCCACAGAUGUUGCCAUCGACUAAGGGCCUAGGGCUGACUCGGAUUAAACCUGCUGAUUAAAUGAACACUGGGGUAGGUAGCAGUCGGUGGUGUCUCGAGUUGAUUGGCCGUUGUUCGCCAAGCCGGCACGCUCUGGCCCGUGCGCAGGGAUGUUGGGGGUGGCGGCUGCGAUGCACGCGUGGUUUGUGAAUCUCUUGCGGGCGACUCUCGUGUGUGAUUAUUUAUAGCUGCCUGGGGGCUUCGAUGGGUUUCUGCCAUGACCCUUUGACUGGGAAAGAGUGGGGAAACGAAAACUCCCGCGCACUGCGUUCGUACCCUCGCCGCACACUGGCGCGACUUGUAAAGCUGUAUAGAUCUCCAAUGUGUGUUUUUUGGGUGCCCGACGUUUCGCUCCAACCCCCGCUGGAGCUUCUUCGGCAACUGAACUCGAUUUUUCGUGUCGAGCUGAAUUCAGGGUUUGAGUUUCUCCAAGCCGUGGUUUUAAAGUUUUGUUUUCGUUCUUCGUUGAGGUUUUGUUACUUGCGUUGUGCAGCCCCCGAGGCGUGCACUGUUUCAUUCGGUUCCCCAAGGAAGUUCCCGCGGUACCCCGAGCGAAACGUCGGACAUUGCGCCGAACAGCACACGGCGCGACCCGAAAACACGCGUCGUGAGAGCUUUCAAACCAUUGGACGUGGGCGACUAACGUCAACUCAAAGAAUAUUUUUUCAUACACAAGUACAAUCGGCUGCGCCCACCGUCUUCACGUUUGGUCGAGUGGCUAAACUGAAAGUUCCACCACUGAUUUUUGCAGCCUGCACAGACUUUUGAGCCAUAGAUGCUCUGACCACUCUGAAUGCCUUCAGAACCUCGGUGCACACGAUCAAGUCUAAAGGCCAGUACACAAAGGUGAGUCUGUAUCGUUCUCUCGAAGGUGAUCAGCUAUUUUUGUACCCAUUUGAUUCGCACACAUACGAAUGAGUAAAUCUUCUAAACGGGUUGUAUUGUAAUGAUAAUAAUUAUGCUUUAAUAAAUACGUUUGAAAUCG